ACGUUCCUAUAUUUCUCUUUUCUCUCAAAAGAAGACUGAACUAGUGUAACUCCGCAGAAAGUCACCAGAGGGCAGUACCGUGUUUACACAUGAUUAUAACUAUAGUCAGAAAAGCCUCAGUGUUUAUGUAGGUCAAAUGAAGUGCACGCUGCUUUAUUUGGAAUCCAUUUGGAGACGACAACUCUGAAAUAUCGGCAGAAAGUGCGAGAAAAUACCAUUAAGAGCUUCUUAUUUAAUCGAGCUUCAAGUGUGACGGGAGACAUGACGAAAGACGGAAAGCUAUGGAGAGUAGAUUCAGUGGUGUUUUGAACGACAUCGAGGAGCUUUCGCGACUCUCAAACACUCAGAACAAUUUCCACACCGAAAGGUCUAAGACGCUUUUUGAAGAGAUUCGAGCCUCCAUAAACAACAAUGACGAGGAGGAUCGCUCCUUCUGGAGGCCUGUGCUCCCUUGGGGGGGCGUUUUCACAAUCAAGGCAGGGCGCAAGGCCAUAUCUUGCAUCCCUCUGUACGUGGAGGUCCAACUGAAAAACACAUGCACCAUCGAUGGCUUCCUCAUGAUCUUGUACGUGAUCCUGCGAGACAACCAGGGCUUCCACAGGGAGCUGGCCGUCUUCCUGGGGAAGCAGUUCGUGGAGCACUUCCUCUACUUGAUGGACUCCUGUGACUACACCACAGUGAAGAUGCUGUGGAUCUGGAAUAGGAUGUCUAAGAGACAGUACCGCUCAGAGAUCCAUCAGGCAGCGAUGGAGAUCGACCUGUUUGGGAACGAGCACGAGAACUUUACGGAGAACCUGGAGAACCUCAUGUCUACCACUCAGGAGAGCCUGUGCACCAAGUGUGACUGUCCGGGUCGCUUUCAGAACGUCAAGAAAACCACCAUAAACAUCAGCCCUCCCCAUGAGCUUCCUCACAAAGACCCAAUCCAGUCAGCGGUGGAUGAAUUCUUCAGCCCCAAACUCCUACUCUGCUCAGAGCUAGGCAGAUGUGAUGGCUUGAGGGAGUUUUCUCAAAGGGUAUUCUGCCACGGACACCCGCCUUUUGUGAUCCUUAACAUGCAGCAGUGGAGAUCGGAGGAUCUGUCUUAUGUACCUUACCACCUGGCUCUUUGUCAACACAGAUACUUACUAGAGGGCGCCACACUCUUCAACAUGGAAGAGCAUCACUACUCAGCAGCUUUCCAGAUAGACGGAUGUUGGAUGCACUAUGAUGGUUUGAGAAGCGAUAAUCUGAUCCUACUGCAUAAGCCCCCGGAGCUCCUGCUGCUUUCCUCCUUGGUCUACAUCCGUGCAUCUGACAAGUGACCAGUUCUACACAGUGCAGCACUUGAGUGAACACAUCAAACAUCCAGUGUUUUUUUUUCCCCAGCAUUAUUCCUGUUUUUGCCAUUUUAUAUCUUUUUAUGUAUUUUUUUUUAAUCUUUUGUGAAUAAUUCAUGGUCUUAGUAUACUUAAUUUGCUGGAAGACAGCUGUUUGUGUUCUGUUUCAGCUGAUUGCUUACUCCAAAUAUUCUGAUAAUUAUAGAUUUUAUGGAGGCAUGCUUGGAAUCCAAGAGUAUAAUGGACUAUAAUAGUUCUGGGUUGAAAUGCAGUGGAUCCUAAAAGUGUACACAUCUCCUUUUUAAAUUAUUUCUUUUGGUAAAAAAGAUGACUAAUUUUGUUUUAUUAUUAUUAUUAUUAUUUUUUUACAAUUCAACUGAAAAACAAAUUUAUUUGCAGAAAAAAAACUAGAUGAAAAAUUUUAGACUGAAACUUUGUUGAUGCAACUUUUGAUUCAGUUUCAGCAUUCAGCAUCCUUUCUUAAGUAUCUGUAUCCCUCAACCAAAGUUUAGUAAUAUUACCCCACUCUAUUAGAAAGGUUCUCAGUCUUUUAGGUUAUCAAAAUACCUCUUGUCCACAGAUGCUUCAGGUAACCAUUAUGAUGCUGAAUAAAAUCCAUACUCAUCUUGGGUGUUUUAAGUCAAAGUUGACUCAUACAACGUCCCACUAAUUCAUUCAGCUCGAUUUAAAACCUGUCUUAAAGUUUUCCUACUGCAUGAUCUCUUCUGGUGAUGUCUAGCGUUGCUUUUGUGCCAAGCUUUUUACAUCUUCAGGAGUUGCAGCCAGAUUAUCUUUAAUUUGAGUUAAUCUAAUUUACUAUAACUAAUGGCAGUUGUAAUGGCAGACUGAAUGGUGAAAUUCAUCAAAAGGCAGUUCAAGAAAUGGUAGGUCAAAGGUGGACACAUUUAUUGCCAGAGACAUUUUUGUUAGUUCCUACCCAACAGAUGUAUGUUUUUUUCUAUUGACUCCCACAGAAAGUAUCUUGUUGAAGUUGCAAAACAAAUUUUUGAACUACUUAUUGUAGUUUCAUUCUUAAACAAAUAAAACUUGACAUUUUAA
This is a messenger RNA of Gambusia affinis (western mosquitofish), 2378 nucleotides long. RefSeq names its product linkage group 16 C14orf28 homolog (gene dorip1). Bases 282 to 1304 code for a protein of 340 amino acids. Lineage: Eukaryota; Metazoa; Chordata; Actinopteri; Cyprinodontiformes; Poeciliidae. The record is from RefSeq and is a predicted model, not a curated record. The transcript is spliced from 5 exons.